AUGGGUCCGACAGUAUUGGGCCCAGAUGGUUUCGAGCUGAGGCCGAUGCCCGGCGUUGUAAUAAGGGAACCUGCAGUAGGUAGGGGCAGGGUUCCUAGAGGUGCAAGGGGUCCUCGACCCCCAGUUCAGCCACCACCACCAACUCCUCCACCGCCGAAGACCCCUCCACCACCUCCCAACACUCAAGAGAUGGAGGUGGAUCAACGAACUCCUGACCCAAAGGAGGGGGUUCCAGAAAAGGCGUCAAACAAGGAGAGCGUUGCUAAGCUCUCUGGUGACAAAGCUAUCGUUGAAGGGGUAGCUGAAGAGGUGGUUGCAGCUGAAAAUGCAGCCGAUGGGGGUUUUGCUGCUAUAAUUCAACAAGAGGUUGAUACCCUAAUUAACCAACCUAUUGAGGACGCUGAAGCGGUCCAUGCUGAUGGGGACCAAACUGGAGAAGGGGAGGAACCAACUGACCCUUACAAAGCUGAAGAAGCUCCAUCAUCUUCGUUCCCCUCCUUCAAAACAUUUCAAUCAGGGUAUAUGGGUUUCUCAACGCCUCAGAUCCCCAUCCCGAACAGCGCUUGGGCUGAGAUCAGGGGAAGGUAUGGAGAGAGUGUUGAGGCUUAUUUCGGCGGCUGCUCCCACCUAUCCUAA
Chenopodium quinoa (quinoa) is the source of this 636-nucleotide messenger RNA. Its product is annotated as zinc finger homeobox protein 4-like. The record is from RefSeq and is a predicted model, not a curated record. The transcript has a single exon. The coding region runs from base 1 to 636 and encodes 211 amino acids. NCBI's taxonomy places the organism in Eukaryota, Viridiplantae, Streptophyta, Magnoliopsida, Caryophyllales, Amaranthaceae.